This is a messenger RNA of Schistosoma haematobium, 2805 nucleotides long. RefSeq lists its product as uncharacterized. The coding region runs from base 415 to 2805 and encodes 796 amino acids. Gene Ontology annotation, cellular component: extracellular region. NCBI's taxonomy places the organism in Eukaryota, Metazoa, Platyhelminthes, Trematoda, Strigeidida, Schistosomatidae. The transcript is spliced from 13 exons. The record is from RefSeq and is a predicted model, not a curated record.
GGUCUCCAAAGCAGAUAUUCUAUGAACGCGACUGUCCGUUUGGGAAUGUUUAUCAUUUAUGUCUUGUUUUUAUAUGGGACUGGAGUAGUUUAUUCCAAUUUAUGUCCAAGACAGUGUUUGCCGGGAUCCUGUUGCGAAGUUGAAGAAAAUGAUUUCAGAUGCUGUCCUUAUGCUAAUGGUGUAUGUUGUAGUGAUGGGAGAAACUGCUGUCCUCAAGGGACAAAGUGUGAUUUGGAACUCGGUCAUUGUCGUUCUACUAAUGGGACUGUGUUAACCUCCAAACAUAUAUCAGAGAAAGUAAUUGGUGACUUAAAAACCAGUACUUUGGAUAUGGUGCUUAGGAGACUAUCUACAGACUACAUUAUGUGUCCCGACCGCCAGUCAGUGUGCCAGGAUAACACUACAUGUUGCCCAAUGUCAGGUGAGAUAUGGGGUUGUUGCCAACAUGCCAAUGCUAUUUGCUGUCCAGAUGGAGAACAUUGUUGCCCUCAUGGUUCAGUCUGCGAUAUGGUGCAUUACUCAUGUAAACCAACUAAGUCCAAUGAAAUCCCAGAGAUAAAAGAAUCUUCCCACACCUUACACCUUGUAUCAGCAUCAGCUCCUGCACGUCUCAACCCAAAUGUCAACCCAUCUAAAGCAGACUGGAGAAAAAAGAUUCAUAAACUGUCAGCCAAGUAUUUACUAGCUUAUUCUGGUGUCGUAUGUCCAGAUCCAUUAUAUGAAUGCCCAGCUGAUACAACUUGUUGUCCUAGUCCAGAUGAAACGUGGGCAUGUUGCCCUAUUCCUCAAACUGUCUCCUUUCCUGGUGUUUAUAACAAAGAUUUGAAUAAGUCCCUUGAACAGAUGUACAAUAAUAAAAAUAGUUCAUAUUCUGUCGCAAAUUUUAAUUUGAUUUAUAUGAGCUUAUCAACAUUGAAUGGCACACAAUUGUGUCCAGAUGCAAAACCUCGCUGUAGCGAUGAACAGACAUGUUGCAAACUAAAAACUGGAGAGUGGGGUUGCUGCCCUGUGAAAAAUGCUGUAUGUUGCAGUGAUGGAGAACACUGUUGUCCUGAUGGUUAUGUAUGUGAUUUAUCUGUUGGAGAGUGUAUAAAUCGUUCUAAACCAUCAAAUGAAUUGAAAAAGUUUUUACCAAACAUUAAUUUAUCAUCAUUACCAACAAAAAUUGGUUAUAAUAAUCGUUGUCCUAACAGUGAUGUUUAUUGUGAAGAUAAUUCAACUUGUUGUGAACAUGAUAAGGAAUGGGGUUGUUGCUUGUUCUCAAAUGCAGUCUGUUGUUCCGAUGGUAUUCAUUGUUGUCCAGCAAAUACAAUUUGUGAUUUAAAAGCAGAAAUGUGUAUUGGUGAAUCAGGUGAUAUUCUCACUAAACUACAAUUGAAAUCUAAACCUAAAUUUAAUUCAUUCAAAUAUAAUUCACGUAUUAGUAUUUGCUCUGAUAUGAAAUCAGUUUGUAUUAAUGGUACAUGUUGUUCCAAUGUAAAUGAUCAAUUAUCAACACUUUGUUGUCCUUAUGAAAAUGCUGUUUGUUGCAACGAUGGUGAACAUUGUUGCCCAAAGGGUACAACAUGCGAUAUGAUCAAUGGUGGUUGUAUUAUUUCACAAGAAGAUUUAUCAAAAUCUAAUUCUGUUCCAUUGCUUACCAAGAUCUCAGCAUUACAUGUUACUUCCAAAAAUAACACACAGUCUACUGUUUUCACACAAGUUUGUCCUGGUGGUAAAGCGAAAUGUCCAGAUAGUGCAACAUGUUGUAAAUUAUCUAGUGGGGAAUAUGCAUGUUGUCCAAUUCCAAAUGCUAUUUGUUGUACAGAUGAUAUUCAUUGCUGUCCAUCAGGAACUUCAUGUGACUACAAAACUCUAUCGUGUGUGAAAACCGACAAUGGUCAUUCAAUUGAAAGCCCAACAGCUAAUGAAUUAUUACGUAAUCCUGGAUUGUUGUUUACUGGAGUACGUGAUCAUGUUUGCCCUGGUCAUCAAUCUACAUGUGCUGAUGAUCAAACUUGUUGUCCAUUGCCUGAUAAAUCAUUCGGUUGUUGUCCACUGAAAAAUAGUGUUUGUUGUGGUGAUCAUCUUCACUGUUGUCCAGCUGGUUCAAUUUGUGAUUUGGAUACAAAACAGUGCAUUUUACAAAUUGAAUACAAUCAAUCUACCACAAAAAUAGUUUAUGAUGGGUUUACUAUGCACAAAGCUAAUCAAAAGUUAUCAAAUAGUUUAUAUUCACAACCAGUAAAAUCUGUUAGUACUAUUGAUACUUAUGUACAAGGAAAAUGGUGUGGAGCAUGUGGUGACACUUGGGCUUGUUGUCCAGAUGUUACUUUUACUUCAUGGUCAUGUUGUCCUUAUGUGGGCGGAGAAUGCUGUAUGGGACAAAAUACUUGUUGUCCUCCUGGAUCACGUUGUUUAAAUAAUGGGAAAUGUCAAAAGAUCCAAAAGAAUAUCUUCAAAUCAUCAGCAUCUACUUUAAUACCAUCUAUUUCAAUGAAUAACAAUGUACAAAGACCACAUUUCAUUAAACAAAAUAAUGAGAAAGAAAACUUCCAGAUAGAAAUGUCCAACAGUGCUAAACCUGCUCAAAGAAAUAUCCUUCUUCUUAUUCGUCAUUAUCGACGUCUUAAACGACAAUUGCAUACAAUUUGUCCUGAUUCAUUACACUAUUGUGGUAAAUCUGAACAAUGUUGUCUUUCUAAUAAAUUUGGUUAUACUUGCACACCGAAUGAGUCCAUAUGUUGUGAAUCUAGUAUGAAUACUUAUUGUCCAAUAUCCAAGGAUUGUUCUCUAGACGGGAAAUUCUGUGUUGAUAAGUAUUAG